CUCGCAACAAAGUCGACAUCUCGCAGGUGAGGGAUGCUGACGCUAAGGAGACCAAGGCCGGUGCCUUUCUGAGCUAUCACCUUCACAUUAUCUCCGAGUCCUCAAAGCAGAGGCGUGCCCCUUGAGGCUCGAACUUCGACCAUGUCCUUGGGCACCUCCGCAGCCCCAAUCAAGGGCUCAUGUUUCUGUGGGGCCGUCUCUUACAGCCUGGCUGGAAGACCAAUUAUGAGUGUCUACUGUCAUUGCACCAUUUGCCAGAAGUUGAACGGCUGUCCUUUUGUUCAUACUAUGCAUUUUAAGGGCUCAGACUUUACUUGGAGUCAUGCUCAGCCCCACGAAGCCCAGCUCGACUUCUACAUCAUUCCGAGCAAGCCGCACAAGACUCGCUGUCGAUGCAAGACGUGCGGAGCGACCGUUGCUUCGUACAAUUCUGACACUAGAUGCUGGAGUGUCUGGGGCCCUCAACUGAAGCGUGACGCUGCGGGUAAGAUUGAGGCCUGGGAACUAGUGAAACCGAGCGCGCACAUGUUUUAUGGAACGCGUAUACUCGACGUCGGGGAUGAGUUGGGAAAAUGGGAAGGGUAUGAGAACAGAUCGACCAGACUUGGUUGAGGUCACUCGACGUAUACCGUCCAACCCCUUCUGACUUCCCUGCAUCGUGACUGCAGCAUAAUUUGAUCAUUUCGGGCCCUUUGCGCCAUGUCUUACAUGUACAAGUAGCAAUAAUAUCCUUAUGGUCUGACUUACUGCGCGUAUAUUUUUCGCAUAAUAACUUACUCUUGACAGCACACACAGCACAGCACGAAAAUUCAUGAUUCCCUCCUUCAAGUUAACCUCGACCCGUCCUUCAAAGAAUAAUCGGGAUGCAACCGAUGGAGAUAUGACCGCCCUAGACGUCCUCAAUGAAGCAGCUCGUGUGGAUGUGUACCACGUUGAUAUUCUCGCAACAUACGACAUUAGCGGAGCAGGCUGGCCCGGAGCCAGCGCUGACUACGGUGUGCGACCGUUCUCCGAUGUCUGACGGUGGCAUCCAGAGCACAGCACCCGUCUGCGAGGCAAAUUCUCUCUGCUGCGAGAACUCUGUCUUGGGAGGUCUCGUUAGCGCGCUGGCUGCGUCUUUCUUUAAGCAUCUAGCUCCA
Messenger RNA from Phanerochaete carnosa HHB-10118-sp, 1139 nucleotides. RefSeq lists its product as uncharacterized. NCBI's taxonomy places the organism in Eukaryota, Fungi, Basidiomycota, Agaricomycetes, Polyporales, Phanerochaetaceae. The transcript is spliced from 5 exons. Bases 142 to 612 code for a protein of 156 amino acids. Gene Ontology annotation, molecular function: carbon-sulfur lyase activity. The record is from RefSeq and is a predicted model, not a curated record.